AUGUGCAAGUGCAACGGCUCGAACAGAAAACCCUCUCAAACUGGUUUGAUUAGGGAUCAUGAAUAUGAAAGACAAGAAGAACUGCAGCAUGAGACUUGUGAUUUGCUUGAGCUUUCAGCCACAGAUGAUGUUAUAGCUUUCAAAGAGGCUGUUGAAAAAGACAAUCAUGAUGUCAAUGAGGUAGGGUUGUGGUAUGGAAGGAGGAUUGGCUCAAAGGAAAUGAGAUAUGAAGAGAGGACACCUCUCAUGAUUGCUUCCUUGUUUGGAAGCAAGGGUGUAUUGUCUUAUAUUCUUGAAACUGGUCGUGUCAAUGUUAACCAAGCGUGCGGAUCGGAUAGGGCUACUGCUCUUCAUUGUGCUGUUUCUGGUUGUUCUGCUGCUUCUGCUGAGGUUAUCAAGCUUCUGCUUGAUGCAUCUGCAGAUGUUAAUUCUGUUGAUGCGAACGGAAAGCGGUGCAUUGACUUGAUUGUCAUGAUGCCUAAUAGUAUCUCUGGUUCAAGGAAGAGGAAACUACAAGCAAUACUAGAAGGUACUGAUGACAUUGAUGUCGACGAUGAUUUCGUUAAGGAAGUAGGUUUCCAAAUGGAGAAGCAGCAAGAAGAUAUCGGUGCACCUCGGAUUGAGAAGAAAGAUUAUCCGAUUGAUCUAUCGCUACCCGACAUAAAUAAUGGAAUAUAUAGUACGGAUGAAUUUAGGAUGUAUAUAUUCAAAGUGAAGACUUGUUCGAGGGCUUAUUCUCAUGAUUGGACUGAGUGUCCCUUUGUUCAUCCAGGGGAAAACGCAAGGCGCCGUGAUCCGAUGAUAUAUCAUUACACCUGUGUCCCUUGUCCGGAGUUUCGGAAGGGUUCAUGCAGUAAAGGGGAUGCUUGUGAAUAUGCGCAUGGUAUUUUUGAGUGCUGGCUUCAUCCUGCUCAAUACAGAACAAGGCUUUGUAAGGAUGAGACCGAAUGCACACGAAGAGUCUGCUUUUUUGCACACAAACCCGAGGAGCUUCGCCCGUUGUAUGCUUCUACUGGUUCUGCUUUGCCUUCACCUAUAUCCUAUUCAAAUUCACCUAGUGCUUCUUCCAUGGAUUAUUUCACAUUGAGCUCCCCGUCCAGUUCGACACAAUCCAUGUCGACACCGCCUUUGACUCCAUCUGCAGUGUCACCUCCUGCAGGUGGAACCAUGUGGCCGAGUCAGUCUCAUGCUGCAGUUCCUACACUUCAGUUGCCGGGAAGCAGAUUGAAAACUGCACUGAAUGCUAGAUAUGAUACUGAAUUUCUCGAGCUCGAAAAUCGCCUUAUGCAGAAGCUAAUGAUUGAAGAGAUGACAGGUCUUUCAUUCCCUUCAAAUAGGCUUGCAGGUGUGAAUCCUGCUAACCUCGAAGACAUUCUCGGUUCUCAGAUACAAUCUCCAACAUCAACUCAUGUGCAUCCGAAUGUGACUCAGCAACUUUGGGGAUUUUCUUCUGACCUUACCAAUUCAAAAAAUGAUGUCGUGGCGAAGCGGAGCCAGAGCUUUAUCGAGCGCAGCAGCAUGGAGAACUUUAGUUCCAAGCUUCCUUCUGCUACCUCGGUUACUAUGGAGCCAUAUACUAACUUCUCCGGUUGGAGCUCCCCUGAUGGAAAAUUAGACUGGUCCAUCCGUGGCGAUGAACUGAAUAAGAUGAAAAAGUCUAAUUCUUUCAGCUUUCGAAACCAACUUAGCAAUUCAACAAUGGUUGCGCAAAAUGCUGAUGAUCAAGAUGUAUUAUUAAGCCAGGAAUCAUGGGUUAAUUCACUAGUGAAGGAUGCACCAACAGCGAAAUCGGAUCAAUAUUGUGAAGUGUAA
This is a messenger RNA of Vicia villosa (hairy vetch), 1812 nucleotides long. Its product is annotated as zinc finger CCCH domain-containing protein 66-like. Bases 1 to 1812 code for a protein of 603 amino acids. Gene Ontology annotation, molecular function: metal ion binding; protein binding. The record is from RefSeq and is a predicted model, not a curated record. The transcript has a single exon. Lineage: Eukaryota; Viridiplantae; Streptophyta; Magnoliopsida; Fabales; Fabaceae.